CGGAGAGAGGUAGUCAUUUUGGAGAGCGCAAAGAGAGCGGUGUCAACCCGAGGAACUCCACGUUUCACUUCAGCCGAUAUUUAUUUAUUUAUCUAUUUAUUCUGACCUUUGCUUUGGGAUGAGCGGACUGCUUUUGAAUAUUUUCUGGGUGGCAGCAUUUAGCGCACUCUUAUCGGCGCCGGGGCUCCGAGCUUCUCCGGUGGUGGGGCAGGAACCCAUUCGCUGCGCUCCGUGCCCCCCGGAACGGCUGGCCGAGUGUCCCUUGGUGGAUGCCGGUUGUGAGGAAGUCCGUCCGGAGCCGGGCUGCGGCUGCUGCCUUGCUUGCGCGCUGAAGAGGGGCGACCCGUGCGGCAUCUACACUGCGCCCUGCGGCUCGGGGCUCCGCUGCUUACCCAAACCAGGAGAACCCCGACCUCUACACGCGCUCAACCGAGGACAAGCGGUGUGCACUGAGACCCCCGAACCCGAUCAGAACCAAAACGCACAGACGCCAGAUCAUCCUGAGACUAACAACGGGGCAACGGCGGUGAAUGAAGGCAGCUCUUCCCUCUUUGUGCCCGGGCACGGCAAGCCCUUCGACCCGCGGGUCAUCACCGCUAAAGAGAGCAUGAAGGCCAAAGUCAACGCCAUACGCAGAAAACUCGUCGAGCAGGGUCCUUGUCAUAUUGAACUGCAGACAGCUCUUGAUAAGAUUACUAAAUCACAACAGAAACUGGGAGACAAACUGACCAGAUUCUACCUUCCAAAUUGUGACAAGCAUGGUCUAUACAAAGCCAAACAGUGUGAAUCGUCUCUGGAUGGUCAGAGGGGGAAGUGUUGGUGUGUGUCAUCCUGGAAUGGGAAGAAAAUUCCUGGAUCAAGUGACCUGCCAACAGAUGUUGAGUGUCCCGAUGAACUCAACCACUGAUCUUUCACAAAUGCACACACACUGGAGGAUCUAAAGGAACUCAACCACUGAUUUCUCUCUUACACACACACACACACACACACACACACACACACAUAUAUAGACCAUUAUGCCACUGAUUUUUAUCAUUAUAUUUUUUAUCUUGGUAUUUAUUUAUUGUUAGUGGUGAUAUUUAAUUCAGGUACACUGUUUUUGAUUUGGUAAAUUCCCUGAACUCUCCAAAAAAAAAAAAAAAAAAAAAAAAAAAUCUUGAAUAUGUAUUUUCCAUGAAGUACCCUGACUUAUUUAUUUAAACUGAAUGUAUUCAUUUCGAUACCUGGAUAAGAAUAUUUAUUCCUUAUGCCUUAUACAUAUUUUUGUAUGGUGUAAAUCUGUGUAUAUUUGGUGUAUAUAGACUACUAUGUCUCUUGUCUUAACCUUCCUCCAGGCUUGCUUUGUUGGGAAGGAAAGAAAUGGAAAAAAGCACUGCAUGACCAAAUCUCUUUGUCACUGUCCAUACAUUGCCAUUUUUUUUAAAUACUGUAUUUGUUAUAUAUUGAAAUGUACUAAUGAUCUUUUUUUAUGAUUUGAGAUUAGAUGGGCAUGAAAGAUUCUGUAUUUUUUUACAUGCAAAGUAUUGGUCUUCACAGCUUUUGAAACGGGUAAUCGCCUGUUCCUACCUCUGCCUUUUAAGUUGUUUAUGUGUUAAAUCUUAGAGCUUUUUUUUUUUAUCAAGUUUGUUAUUAUUGUUUUUGUUUGAAAAGGACUUUCGAAAAUGUCUGUAUGACAGUGAGAUCACACUCUUGCUGUAUUUGUUGAUAAUGUUUGUGCUGUCUAAAUACUGUGGUCCAGUUAUUUUUAUUAUUAUUUUUAAGCGAUGCAAUGUCUACACUCACAUUACAGUGAGAAAAGAAGAUAUACUCCAAAGCAAUUGCUCUUGUAUAAUAAAUUUUUCAUGGUUUGUAAUUGUUAUUCAUUGUGGGAAAAACAAGAGCUAUUUAAUAAAAUAUCUUUA
Molecule: messenger RNA, 1901 nt
Organism: Myxocyprinus asiaticus (Chinese sucker)
Lineage: Eukaryota; Metazoa; Chordata; Actinopteri; Cypriniformes; Catostomidae
Product: insulin-like growth factor-binding protein 1
Exons: 4
Coding region: 119-907 (262 amino acids)
Biological process (GO): regulation of insulin-like growth factor receptor signaling pathway
Cellular component (GO): extracellular region
Molecular function (GO): insulin-like growth factor I binding; insulin-like growth factor II binding
Source: RefSeq, a predicted model, not a curated record